Molecule: messenger RNA, 1968 nt
Organism: Daucus carota subsp. sativus
Lineage: Eukaryota; Viridiplantae; Streptophyta; Magnoliopsida; Apiales; Apiaceae
Product: putative pentatricopeptide repeat-containing protein At5g52630
Exons: 1
Coding region: 53-1822 (589 amino acids)
Biological process (GO): RNA modification
Cellular component (GO): intracellular membrane-bounded organelle
Molecular function (GO): RNA binding; zinc ion binding; protein binding
Source: RefSeq, a predicted model, not a curated record
UUUGGAAAGUACAAAUCACCCCAUUCUAAAACUUGGAGCCAAAAAAUUACAAAUGCUGAACACAGCGGAACUCCUCCAGUUGAGUUUCGAACAAAAUUACCGAAACGCAUGCACCCAUCUCCUCUCUCUAACUCGCUCCCGCUCUCUCUCUAAAGGCCUUCAACUCCACGCCCACAUUCUCAAGUCAGGCCUCCAAGCAAUCCCUCUCGUUUCCCACAACUUAAUCAACUUCUACUCCAAAACCCAACUCCCCCUCAACUCAGCCAAGGUUUUUCAAGAAUCGUCUGUUAAAUCAUCGACUACGUGGAGCUCAGUGAUUUCUUCGUGUGCCCAGAAUGAUUUGCCGGUUCUAGCGCUUGAUUUGUUUCGGCAAAUGCUGGGGUUUGGGUGUCGUGCUGAUGAUCAUAUUUUCCCCAGUGCUACGAAGGCGUGUGGGAUGAUUGGGAGAUUUGAUGUCGGUGGGUCGGUGCAUUGUCUUGCUGUGCGAACUGGGUUUGCUUGGGAUGUGUUUGUGGGGAGUUCUGUGGUGGAUAUGUAUGCUAAAUGCGGGGUGAUAUGGGAUGCGCGGAGGAUGUUUGAUGAAAUGCCUGAGAGGAAUGUGGUGUCGUGGAGUGGGAUGAUUUAUGGGUAUGUUCAGAUGGGUGAAGCGGAGGAGGCUUUGGGGUUGUUUAAGAAGGCGUUGGUUGAGGAGUUGGAUGUGAAUGAUUUUACGUUCUCAAGUGUUGUCAGGGUUUGUGGGAAUUCAACGUUUCUUGAGCUGGGGAAGGAGAUACAUGGGUUGUGUUUGAAAAUGAGUUAUGAUUUGUCGAGUUUUGUGGGGAGUUCGUUGAUUUCUAUGUAUUCCAAGUGUGGGUUGAUAGGGGAAGCUUAUCAGGUGUUUGGUGAGGCUCGUGAUAAGAAUUUAGGCAUGUGGAAUGCAAUGUUGAUUGCUUGCGCGCAGCAUGCGCACACUGAAAAAGCAUUUCAGUUAUUUGAAGAGAUGGAGGGAGGGGGAGUGAAACCGAAUUUUAUCACUUUUUUAUGUAUGGUUUAUGCGUGUAGCCAUAAGGGGCUUGUUAAAGAAGGUAAUUAUUACUUUGAUCGUAUGAAGCGAUAUGGGAUUGAGCCAGGGGACCAGCAUUAUAGUUCCAUGGUCGAUUUGCUCGGGCGUGCUGGAAAACUGCAGGAUGCACUUGCAAUGAUCAGGGAAAUGCCCAUGCAGCCAACAGAAUCUGUAUGGGGAGCUUUUUUGACAGGAUGUCGGAUUCAUGGAAACACGGAGUUGGCAGCUUACGCAGCUGAUAAGGUCUUUGAGUUAGGUGCUGUAAGCCCUGGCUUGCACGUCCUGCUAUCAAAUGCAUAUGCUGCUGCUGGAAGAUAUGAAGAGUCAGCUAAAGCCCGUAAAAUGUUGAGGGACAGAGGAGUGAAAAAGGAAACGGGACUGAGUUGGGUGGAAGAGGGAAAUAGGGUACAUACAUUUACGGCAGGUGAUAAAUCUCACUCAAAAUCACGUGAGAUUUAUCAAAAACUGGACGAAUUAGGAGAUGAAAUAGAACAAGCUGGUUAUAUUGCGGACACUAGUUUCGUGCUUCAAGAAAUAGAUGGCUCCGAGAAAAAACUUGCAAUUAGGUAUCAUAGUGAAAGACUUGCCAUUGCAUUUGCACUAAUAACCUUUCCACCUGGAAGGGUAAUCAGAAUUAUGAAAAACUUGCGUGUGUGUGGUGAUUGUCACACCGCAAUAAAGUUCAUGUCCAAAUCCUCCGGAAGAGUGAUUAUUGUAAGGGAUAAUAACAGGUUUCAUCGGUUUGAGGAUGGGAAAUGUUCAUGUGGCGACUAUUGGUGAAAACUUAAUUUCAAGCCAAGUAGCCUGAUUAGAUAUGCCAAAAUGAUGAAAUUACCUGUAAUUACCUUGAUAAUUGAAGCCUUACCUAGGAUUGACUGAUUUUUCUUUAAGGAAUAGAAUAACAAUGAACAAGAGUUUAGUACUUA